AUGCGACAUUCAGAAUAUGAAGAAAUACAGAUGAGAAUAGAAGGAAAAAUCGAUGGAAAACGCAGAAUAGGGAGGAAAAAGAAGUCAUUGCUACGUAAUAUAAGAUAUUGGACCCAAACCGACGGAAACACCCUUGGCCUGAUGGAUAUCAGAACUAAUAUACACAAAAAAUACAAAAAUAACAUAAGAACGUGGGAAGAAAUAGAUGAACAAAUAAUAACACUAGAAAUUGAGAAAAACGGACACAGCAUAGUAAUAAUAGGAGCAUAUGCACCUAGCGAAGAUGCUGAUAAUAAUAUUAAAGACGAAUUCUAUGAUAAGCUACUAAAUACAAUACUUAAUAUAAACGACAGGAAGGAAAUUUGUAUACUGGGUGACCUUAACGGCAGAGUUGGUCAAAAGCAAAAUGAUCUAGUCGUAGGACAACAUGGGGAACAACCAGUUAAUGAUAAUGGUCAGCGAAUUAUCAACAUGUGUGAAAGUUUAACAUUAAAGAUCAUGAACGGAUUCUUCCCACAUAGAGAGGUACACAAGUUUACAUGGGUCCAAAGAACAAGAAGGCUUAGCUCUAUAAUUGACUAUAUGAUCCUGCGACAAAAUUCAAUUUUAAAAACCAAUGACGUUAGGGUAUAUCGUGGCAUAGAGUGCGAUUCUGACCAUUAUCUGUUGAUGGCCAAAGUGGUAAUUAAUUACAGGAGCUCAAAAAAGGAGAGAGAAGAGCACAAGGGCAACCAAGGAAAGGUAGAUUCGGUUAAUUACAACUUGGAUAGUCUCAGACAUGAAUCAGUACAAUUUCUUUAUAAACUUAGACUGGCUUCAAAAUUACAAAAUAUACAAAUAGAACAAAUUAAUACCGAAGAGUUAUAUAAAACCAUUAAAGACUCUAUACAUCAAGCAGCCGAAGAAGCUUUAGGACACAAGAAUAUCGAUGUACACAAAAUCCGGAAUGGUGGUCUGAGGAAUUGGAAGAGCUUACAAAGAAUAAAAAGAAAGCUUAUCAGAAGUGGCUACUUACAGAAAACCCUGAGGAUCAGAGAGCAUACAAACGCUGUAAUAGAAAAGUUAAAAGAAUUGUACGCGAAAAGAAAAAUGAAAGUUGGGACAGGAAAUGCGAACACAUCGAAAGGUAUAUGGGCGGAACAAAAGUAUCAGAGGCGUGGAAAGCAAUUAAAAAUAUUCGACGAGAAAAUAAGCAAUCUGCUCAUAUAG
Molecule: messenger RNA, 1209 nt
Organism: Sitophilus oryzae (rice weevil)
Lineage: Eukaryota; Metazoa; Arthropoda; Insecta; Coleoptera; Curculionidae
Exons: 2
Coding region: 1-1209 (402 amino acids)
Biological process (GO): chromatin remodeling
Cellular component (GO): nucleus
Source: RefSeq, a predicted model, not a curated record